CUCUUCUUUUGCCCACGCCGGCUGCACCAUGACCGACGGUGAGGUCGUUCCUGUUACGAGCUGGAGCAAAGGCGAUCUGCAGCUGUGGGCGUCCGGGUGGGGUAUUGAGCGCGAGGUGACCAAGCUCAACCAUGUCCACCGACAGCUCAAGUCGGUGCUCACCGUGAUGGAGGGGAAGGAGAUCCAUAACGUGGAGCUCGCGCGAUCUCUUAGGGAAGCCCGUGGUAUGGCCUCCCACGGCGAGGACCUCUGGAGCGGGCUGGAGUACUACCGCUUCCAGGAGGCCGACGGCGGCGGCGAGGAUGGUCGUUGGGUCGAUGGAUCUCAAGGUCUCCUGGGCCUGGUCGAGGAAGAAGGGGGAUCAGGGACUGCCGUUGUCGACGACAUGCCACAGGUGAGAGAGAUGGCCAUGCUGGUAGCCUCAUAUCUCCACCGGAGAUUUUUAUUUAUCACUGAUCAUCAUACAAAAAUAAAAAAAUGAUACACCUUGCUAAGUUUUCUAAGGUUAAAACAGCCAUAAUAAUUGCGUUUAUAGGUUUUCCUCAGAAAAUCUUGGACAAUUUGGAAAAAAUGGGCUCGAUUUCUAUUCGCCUUUUUUGAUGCCCAAGUUUAUCCGAAUCCUGGCUAUAUGUAGAUCUAGCACAAGAAGCUACAUAUUUCUCAUGAUCUGCCGCUAGGAUACUGAAUAGAAAAGGCUUGAUAAUACGACUCUUCAUCAAUAUGCAUAUGCAUGUGGGCAUAGAUGUCUUACGCGGUUAACGGACGGAUUAAGCACACGGUCAACUAUCCUAUCCUUGUCAAAAACUUCUUGCCAUUCUGUCUAGGAGUGCUGAACGAAUAAGCACACGGUCAACUUCUUGCCAUUCCAUGUGGCUGUGCUGAAUAAUACUCCUGCCAUCCCAUAAUAUAAGAUUGGUUGUAGUAACAUAUUAUAUGAUGGGACAGAGGGAGUAUUAAACAUGCACAUAUAAGGGUAUCUUCACGCUGACCUUCAAACAGGACACCGCAUUUCGCAGACCGGGGACCAGUCCGUGGACAUUAAUGCGGGAGCCGGCCAUUCAAUCAUAGUCGUAUAUACGUUAAACCGGAUUUAUCAAAUGAGAUGAAUUAUAUGUAAACCGAAGGAUUUUCAUCUAAACACAUUAAUUACAUUUUGGAGAUAUUUUAGCUAAAAAAAGUGGCCGGACUUAAACCUAGCUUACAGUGGCGCCCGUCCUCCACUUUCCCUCCUUGUUACCCUCCGGCGAUCGCCGGGUCCAUCUAGCCGUCUCCAUGAGCAGCGGGCAUAAGACCCAUGAAGUGAAUGUGUGGUUGCCAGCGAAGAAGAGUAGAACAUGGGAGACGGACCGGUCCACUUAGGACUCGAGGCACCGCCACCACCCAUGCCCUACUCAUCCCUCCCCAAGUCCACGACAUGUCCAUUGCUAGUGGGUCCACGAUGGGCGUGGAGGGGGCGGCACACUCGCCGUCUCACCGACACGGCCAAACACCAUUUGGCGGCACAUAUGACACACAGCUAGCGGCGUUCUUGUCCGCGACCGCCUCCCCGUCUGACUGCGCCGCCUGUACGUUGCAAGCGGCGGCUUGAGUGUGGGCGGCCUCUAGAGCGCCUGCUGCUUGGCGAAGAAGUUGGGUUUUGCCAUGGACAUUGCAGCCACGGCUUCCUCGCUCGUGCGAUCUCUAUCCUCCUGGCACGACGGCUCUGCUAGGCGGCCGCAAGGGCGGCCACCUGGUACUUCUCCAUCGAUAGGCUCUCCCACAUAGCGUUGCCGCUCACAGUCAUGAUGGAUGUGGUGCACGGGAGGAAGAUGUGGAGCGGAUGAGUUGUGGCGUGGCGUGAGUCGGGUGUGGCCGCCUUUAAAUAGUGGGUGCUGGUUAGGCCAAGCGUCCGAGUGUGUCAUUGCGUGGGCAUCAGAGUUGCUUUCUCGGCUGGCAAGCUUAUUUAAUGGUGGCAGAUGGAGGGACGGGCAUUGCGGGCGUGGAUCCAUCUUGUCUUGUCCAGUAAACAUCUCUCUGGCAUUGAACAUGCACGAACACCGGAGACACGGUGCGGGUGGCGCCCUCGGUCGGUGAGCCAUUUCAAUGCCAGCGCUAGCGAGAGGUCACAUCCACUCUGGACUAGUGUCAAUGCGGAGCGGCUUCUCUAAAGCGGCAUGAAUGCAGGCAGUUGGCUUCCGGCAGAGAAGGGAGCGAGCAAGGAAGAGGGGUUUGGGUGGGCCAUGGUUGUUAGAAGUGGGCGUGGCAGCGGUCCGGACGCCCGCAAAGCCCCCUCCCCUGGUUUGCGGGAAAAAGAACGUCCGGACCACCAGGCGGACCAAUACAGGACCGCGUUGGAUGACAAAACAUGUUCAGACAGUCCGGUCCGGACUAUUGCGGGCGGUUUGAGCGUCGGUGUUGGAUAUGCCCUAAGUAAUUAUAUAUGCCAUUCAGCACUAUUAGUGUAGAAUAAAUUAUUUUACAUCUAGGUGUUACAUCACUACAUUCAGAAUUUACGUGUGGUAUAUAAAUUAUCAUCAUCAUAUUGAUUCACAACUCAAAAGAACAACAAAAGAAAUGCAGGAUAUGGGUCAUAACACAAUCAAACCACAAAAAUUACAUUUUUUUUUCUUGAGCAAUUGUUGUGAUAUGUAAAUAGAGCACCACAAAAAUUACAUUGCUAUGUAUGUUUUAUGUCAUGUUUUUACAUUUACAAUUUACGUAAGUAAAUAAAUUAUAUGUUUAGGACACUUUUUCGUUUGUUUGAUUGACUUCCGAUGGCGCCUCUCCCUCAUGUUCUGCGGACUCAUGUUGACUAUUGGUUGUUUCAACAACUAGGCGUUUUGGUGCUAAAACCUUGUGGUUGCAGAAUGAGCCCCCCCCCCUUCCUUUUAUUCUUGAUCUUGAACUCUAUCUCUGGUGUAAUACUCGUCCAUUUUGGGCCCUUUCGAAUACAAAUUCAGGCGGGGAAUCACCCCCCCCCCCCCAUGAGCUUUACUUGGCGUAAAAAUAUGGUGUAGGGGCUUAAAAAUAAGGUGGUGUUGAACAACGAAACCAUGGCUUUAUGUUUGGUGUAUAAAUAUAUCAUCCAUGUUGACUCAUAUCACAAAAAUUCAGCAUAACAAACACAAGUCGUAACAACUAAAAACUUCAAAAAUUGCGUUGAUAUGUAUAUUUUAUGUCGUGUUUUUAGUUUUGUAAUUUUAUAUCAUGUAAACAGACUAUUUGACACCGGUAUACAUAUUUGUACGUCCUUCUUGACUUCCGAGGAGGUAAGAUAAAAAUUAUGUGACACAAAAUAUGGUUCAAUGUCGAUAAAUAUGGCUUUAGUAAAUACUACAUUAACCAAGAAUAACAUGAAUUAUAUAACAACUCUACGACUAAACAAAGACACAUUUACAUAUAUGGCAAGUUGACAAGUGAAAAAAGCAAGUAAUUGACAUCAGUAGUUCAAUGCUAGCCAGGACCGACAACAAGUACUAACAAUUAAUCCCUCACAAAAAUACCAAUAAUUGAUAAUUUCAUAAGGCAAUAGUCCAAUAAGUAAAGCUAAUUUUUCUAUCACGUAAAACUUCGCACAAUACAACAAGGCCACUGAAUAGUGGACACAUGCAUGCACACAUGCAUUGGCACAUCAGUGACAUUAUAUUUAAUAAGUUACCCAUUGUUGUAAACAUAUUUCAUAAGGCACGCAACAACAAGUCACAAAAAUCAAUCACACAACCACAUAAUCACAAGGGGGGGAGGGUGGUGGGGAGGGUGAAGGAUCAAAGGUAUCGACUAGGUGGUAGGGGUAGUGAAUAGGUGACUACAAAUUGUUCUUCUUAUUGCAUAUUUAAGGGAGUGCAUGCAAAUCUUUCUAGAUAUGGAACUAUGUGUGACACCCUAUAUGAUCUAGCAAGCAAUAUAAUAGCAACAAGUAAAGUAGUGGAUAGAGAUAACGGAAGCACACGGAGAGGAAGAUCUAUUAUGAAGUUGACUUCCGUGGGGGAAGCUAAGCUCUGUUUGGAGUGGUGUGCGGAACCUAAAGUACUUCCCCACCCCUCCCUCCCUAAUGAUACAAAGUGUCACCUACUUCUCCGUUAGCCUCACCACAAAAAGUUUGGGCUCACUCCACUAGUGGCAAGUCUUGAGCUUGCCUCCAAUCUUCACAAACUCGGGGGAAAUGCACAAUCUAGGAUCAUCAACAAUGACUCCUACCUCCAAGGAGUCUCCAACAUCCAAAAGUAACAAGAAUCAUGGUUGAUUGGGAAAAAUUGCUAAAAUGCUUGAACUUCUUAGGUUAAAAGGGGAAAAACUUGGAUCUUCGAUCUGUUGGAAAUAUGCCCUAGAGGCAAUAAUAAAAGGAUUAUUAUUAUAUUUAUUUGUUCAUGAUAGUUGUCUUUUAUUCAUGCUAUAACUGUAUUAUCCGGAAAUCAUAAUACACGUGUGAAUACAUAGACCACAAUAUGUCCCUAGUGAGCCUCUAGUUGACUAGCUCGUUGU
Messenger RNA from Triticum aestivum (bread wheat), 4461 nucleotides. RefSeq lists its product as uncharacterized. The transcript is spliced from 2 exons. Lineage: Eukaryota; Viridiplantae; Streptophyta; Magnoliopsida; Poales; Poaceae. The record is from RefSeq and is a predicted model, not a curated record. The coding region runs from base 29 to 481 and encodes 150 amino acids.